Messenger RNA from Quercus lobata, 1799 nucleotides. RefSeq names its product transmembrane protein 161AB protein. The transcript has a single exon. NCBI's taxonomy places the organism in Eukaryota, Viridiplantae, Streptophyta, Magnoliopsida, Fagales, Fagaceae. Bases 232 to 1632 code for a protein of 466 amino acids. The record is from RefSeq and is a predicted model, not a curated record.
ACAAAACAACAUAGAAUCAACCAAAAAGUCUCCACCAAAAGAAAAAAACCAAAGCCCAAGCAAGCAUGCAGGCGAUCGAUUCGAUUCUCAAAUCUCAGCAACCCAUAGAUCUUGGAACUAGUUUCGUGUCGAAACCUUUGAGAUCUCAUCUCAAACCUCAAAUCAAACAGACCCCAUUUGUUCCUUUCUAAACCAAAAACUCCCAAAACCUUAAACAAAAAAGUAAAAACCAUGUUGCUCCAAUUCCUCCAAACUUACAAGAACCCAAUCCUCCACACCACUCUCUCUCUCUCCCUCACUUUCCUAUUUCUUUUCUUCAAAAUCCCAUCUUUUUUCCUCUAUGGCCUCCACACCUAUAUCCAACCCGACAACACCAGUCAAAAUGGUGCCCGCGCCGCCAUUAGAAGACCCGAUUCCUCAGAACCCAACAGCAGCAGCAACAACAACAACGUUAGUAGUGAACUCAGGAAGAGGGUCAAGUCAAAGUCCAAGGACAAGGACAAGUUUGAGUUCGAUGAAAACAAUGCCCAGAUCUUCAGGCUAAAGCUCGACAACAAUCACGUUCAAUCCCGCCUCUAUUUCGAUGAGUAUAACACUGCUUUCACUCUCUCAUUCGUUUUUCUAUCUUGUUUAUUGCUUCAAUUUUACUUUGGUGAGAGUUCUUCUGGGGUUUUGGAAAAUGGGGUUUUUGUUCCUGUGCUGUUGGGAUUAAUGGGUGUUUUAACGUUGUUUAUUUCGCUUGCUAAGGCUUCGUUUGAGAAAUCUGCGUCUAGGAGGUCUGAGAAGCAACUGAGUGUGCUUGUUGGGGCUGUGGGGUUUUUGGUAGGGCUUGUGAUUUGCUUUGAGAUUGUUCCAUUGUUUUUGGAUUUCAAUUUUGGAUUGAUUGGCGGGUUUGAGAGGUUUAUUGUUGCUGUUUUAAUGGGCUGCCUUUCGGGUUUUCUGUUUAUGCCGGGGUUGAAAAAUGCAAGGGCGUUUUGGAUUGGAACUGAUCAGCUUCGAAGCAAUUUGCCAAUGAUUUAUUGUGGAUGGUUUGCUAGAAUGAUUCUUUAUGCCAAUAGUAUGUUGAUUAUGUUCACUGCAUUGCUUUGGAUUAAUCCGUUUUCUGAAAUUCUUGUUAACAAUAACAAUGAUGAUGGUAAAGGAGCCCAUGUGGCUAGUGAAAUUGGGGAUGCUGAGAGGUUGGUUGGAAAUGUGGGUAUGUCCAGUUCGGAUUUUAAUAAGCUUAGGCUUUGGUGCUUGUUGCUUUCGGGUUUAUUGCAAAUCAUGGCUUUACGACCAAACUUGCAAAUGUAUUUGAAUGAGGCAUUGCUAUCUUGGUAUCAACGACUGCAUGCUAGCAAGGUCCCAGAUUUGGAUUUUAGCAGGGCAAAGGUUUUUCUGCAUAACCACUAUAUAUGUCUUGUAGUUGUGCAGCUCUUUGCACCUCCGAUCUUGGUACUUCUCUUUGUUGGCUUAUCUCAGAUUGACAGCAGCUCCUUUCAAAACAUUGAAUCUGUAUGUAGUCUACUGCCUUGUUCUGUUUUUGUUAAGGAGGUAGCUUUGUUUUUGGCUUGGUGGGUUGUCUUUGUUUGGGCUAUUUUCACUUCAGGAAGCCUUGUGUUGUAUCGUCGUGGCAUUUUGUAUGUGUCUUGACGACUUAAGUUUCUUCUCAUUUUGGUUUAUUGUUUUUUUAUUUUUAUUGAAGAGUGUUGUUUUUGUAACGGGUUUCUUCUUUAUGCUUAUGUCCGCAAUUUGGAAGCUACAAAUACUUAUUUUGUAAUUUUAUUCUUCAACUCAUUCGUCCAGCUGAGCAUUUUAUA